AUGGGUGUCGACAAAGAAGGGGCCGUCGUCGAAGGCCAGAUACACUCGGACUCGGAGACUGGAGAACGACGUGCAUCCGCUCCGGGAGAAGUAGGCUACGUGCCCGAAGACAAUCGGGAAACUGAUUUCUUCACGCGUAAUGGGCUCAACCUGCGCAGUUUCCAGCGACGUGACUGGGGCACCGGCAUCGAGCAGCUCGACAGGUCCAUGAAGCCCCGCCAUUUGAACAUGAUCGCCAUGGGAGGGUCAAUUGGUAGUGGUUUCUUCGUCGGAUCUGGCACGGCCUUCACUGCCGGAGGGCCAGGAGCCGUCUUUAUCUGUUUCUGUAUCGCCGGUAUCCUCGUCUUCAAUAUCGUCCACGCCCUAGGAGAACUCGCCGUCAUGUAUCCCAUCUCAGGUGGCAUGUACACCUAUUCCGUUCGCUUCAUUAGUCCUGCCUGGGGCACAGCAAUGGGUUGGAAUUAUGCAUUUGGAUGGUUGGUGGUCAUGCCCCUCGAGCUGACCAUCUGUUCGUUUACCGUUCAGUACUGGAACAAAGACAUCAGCCCUGCGGUGUGGAUCACCAUCUUCUUCGUUUUAAUCGUGGCCAUCAACCUGUUCGGCACCCUUGGGUUUGCGGAAGAAGAGUUCAUUGCGUCCCUUUUCAAACUCAUAGCCACUAUCAUCUUUAUGAUCAUCGCUGUGGUGCUGAUCUGUGGCGGCGGACCCGCGGACGGAAUGUAUCAUGAGUACUGGGGCGCACGGCUGUGGUAUGAUCCUGGAGCGUUUCAGAACGGAUUCCGAGGCUUCUGCGCCGUCUUCGUCACGGCCGCAUUCUCUUUUGGCGGCACAGAACUUGUCGGGCUUGCAGCGGCCGAGGCAAAGAACCCCGGCGAGUCGAUGCCCGGUGCUGUCAAGCAAGUCUUCUGGCGGGUCAGCAUCUUCUACAUUCUCGGGUUGGCCCUGGUGGGCCUCCUGGUCAGCUCGACCGACGAGCGUCUUCUCAGCUUCCAAAACCCUUAUUCCGACGGGGUCUCGAUGUUUGUCAUUGCGGGUAAGAACGCCGGCCUCAAGGGUUUCGACAGCUUUAUGAACGUCCUCAUCCUCGUCUCGGUCGUCUCAAUAUGUGUCUCGAGCGUCUACGCCGGCUCCCGCACCAUAACCAGUCUGGCACAGCAGGGCUAUGCUCCGAAACUCUUCGACUACAUCGAUCGGUCUGGACGGCCGUUGUUUUCGGUCCUGCUGAUUCUCGCCAUGGGGCCCAUCGCCUACAUCGCUCUGGCGUCCUCGGGCAUGCUCGUCUUCACCUGGCUGUAUGCCCUCUGCAGUCUCUGUCUCCUCUUCACCUGGGGCUCCAUCUGCGCCGCCCACAUCCGCUUCCGGGCCGCGUGGGCCAAACAAGGCCGCUCUCCGGAUGCCAUCCCGUACAAGUCUCCUUGCGGUGUGUGGGGAUCUUGGCUCUCGCUGGCCUUGGUCGUCAUCUUCCUGGCCGCCCAGAUCUUCGUCGCCAUCGCGCCUCCCGGCACGACGGAGCUCAAUGACGCCGAAGGAUUCUUCCGCUCCGCCGCCACCCUCCCCGUGAUUUUGUUCUUCUGGAUCGUGGCUUAUCUCAUGAAGCCCCAGGGAUUGGUCAAGCUGGAGGACAUUGAUUUGGAUCUGGGGACUCGCAAGCACGACUGGGACGCCAUCAACGCACAGAGGGCCAAGAUGGCAUCCUGGCCAUGGUGGAGACGGAUCCUCAACGUUAUAUGGUGA
Molecule: messenger RNA, 1734 nt
Organism: Exophiala spinifera
Lineage: Eukaryota; Fungi; Ascomycota; Eurotiomycetes; Chaetothyriales; Herpotrichiellaceae
Exons: 3
Coding region: 1-1734 (577 amino acids)
Biological process (GO): amino acid transmembrane transport
Cellular component (GO): membrane
Molecular function (GO): amino acid transmembrane transporter activity
Source: RefSeq, a predicted model, not a curated record